AUGGGCGAGGAAGUACCGGGUACCUGGACAAGACCGCGAUCCGGAAGUAUACUUUAUCCGAAAAUUUCCAAUCCCAAAUCAUCGCAUCUUCAGUCGGCUGCAACACCUCCUGCCGUGUCUUUGCUUCCCCAGACAAUUGCAGUCCAUUGUGGUCCUCCUCGGUCUUCGCUUUGGUCUAUCCGGGAUCCCUAUCUUUCUUCCUCUUCCUACAUUGCUCAAUUCCACCAUUUCGAACCGCCGCCGGUAGAGCUUAAUUGCUGCCGCCGCGAAAUCAAGAUGUCUCUCGUCAAUCUUUCCGCCGUCUGCGCCCACUUGAACAAUGCUACUAAGGCCCGUCUCGCCCUCACCUCUAUCCCUAACAGCAACCUCCACCUGAAGCUCUCCCUCGCUCUCCAAAACUCCGGCUACAUCUCCUCCGUGGCCCGCGGAGGUCCGACUCCUCCUCCAGCCCAUGGCAUCCUCGGUUACCCUGCAGUCAACGAUGAAGCUGAAGGCAUUGAGCCAAUAACGCGCGAUAAUGUCGCAUCAAGGCGGCUGUGGCUGGGCCUGAAGUACUGGCAAAAUGAGUCGGUCCUCGGCAAGAUCAAGAUGGUCAGCAAGCCCACCCGACGGGUCAAUAUUGAUGUGGAGGGUCUGCGCCGAGUUGUGCGUGGUGAGGAAUCCGGGUUUGUGGCCGGAAUUCGCUCGCCAGGUGAGAGUCUAUACCUCUCUACAGACCAAGGGAUUCUAGAAGCUCGCGAGUGUGUUGAGAAAAAGCUUGGUGGGCUGGUUUUGUGCCGUGUGCUAUAA
Molecule: messenger RNA, 789 nt
Organism: Penicillium hordei
Lineage: Eukaryota; Fungi; Ascomycota; Eurotiomycetes; Eurotiales; Aspergillaceae
Product: mitochondrial 37S ribosomal uS8m domain-containing protein
Exons: 1
Coding region: 1-789 (262 amino acids)
Biological process (GO): translation
Cellular component (GO): ribosome; mitochondrion
Molecular function (GO): structural constituent of ribosome
Source: RefSeq, a predicted model, not a curated record